AUGGCGUCCAUAGAUGUCAAGCACUUCCUGGCCGAUCAGCCGCCUACCGUCGUCAGGCUGGAGAUUGAGAAGCACUUCGAGGCAUUGAAUGACAAGCAAAAACGCUACGCGCACUUCGUCAGCAAAGCAUGCUUUGCUGGCACGAGAAUUGUCCUCCGACAGAUUUCCCCCGAGUCCGAGCCCAUUUACGACUUGAUUAUUUCCCUACACAACAGCUGUCGUGGCGACUGGGAAGCAUUGGCCAAACAGGCCAACGUUGAGCAGUCGGAGCUGACCAGCUUCCUCGAGUAUGCUGCCAUGUUCUUUGGAAACAACGGAAAUUACAAAAGCUUUGGAGAUUCCAAGUUUCUCCCCAGAUGCAGCGAGAAAUCUGUCGCAGCCCUUGCCGCCACGUCCCCAGAAGCUGCCAAGUUCUAUGAAGCCACAAACGGCGCCAUCUUCAGUCAUGAAAAGCCCGGUCUGCUGCAUCUUGGCUUCACCGAUGCAGGCCAUAUGACCACCUACUACCCCGAUUCUCCCGCCAUCACCAAAGACGAGAUAGAGAGUGUCUCGACUUGGAUGGAGCAGAAAGGAUUGCUGCCCGAAAACAACAGACUGCGCAAGAAUCCCGAUGGCUCAUUCGACAUCCUUAUUGCUUCUGCAGUCACCAGCAUUCCGUCCGAGGGCGGCGAUAUCGGCAAAGACACCGAGUUCACUGUCGGGAAUGGGCUUCUCAAAGGCAAAACAAUUCGACUCGUCUUUGGGGACUAUACCAACGAGAUGAAUAAUAUCACGGCCUAUAUGAAGCAAGCUGCUGACAAUGCUGACAAUGACACGCAAAGGUCCAUGCAUCUUAAUUACAGCAGAUCCUUCGAGACCGGCUCCCUCGAGGCUUUCAAAGAUGCCCAGAGAGAUUGGAUCAAGGAUAAGGGCCCCACUGUAGAGUGCAACAUUGGUUUCGUUGAGACCUACCGCGACCCUGCCGGCAUCCGCGGCGAGUGGGAAGGCUUCGCUUCCAUGGUCAACCGAGAACGUACCCGUGCCUUUGGCGAGCUUGUGUCGGCUGCUCCUACACUUCUGCCCCUCCUUCCUUGGGAUAAGCAGUUUGAAAAGGACAAGUUCCUGUCCCCUGACUUUACGUCUCUCGAGGUCUUGACUUUUGCCGGGUCUGGCAUACCCGCUGGCAUCAACAUUCCCAACUACGACGAUAUCCGCCAGACAGAAGGUUUCAAGAACGUUUCCUUGGGCAACGUUGUCAGCGCAAAGGCCCCCAACGAGAAAAUCCCCUUCAUCCGUCAAGAGGACUUGGAUAUCUACCAAAAGUACCGCGAUGAUGCUUUCGAGGUUCAAGUUGGUCUUCAUGAACUGACAGGCCACGGCUGUGGGAAGCUACUCCAAGAAACCUCCCCUGGAGUAUUCAACUUUGACAAAGAGAACCCUCCAGUGAGCCCCCUGACUCAGAAGCCCAUCACUACUUGGUACAAACCUGGCCAGACCUGGUCAUCCGUCUUUGGUAGCAUUGCUGCUUCAUAUGAGGAGUGUCGUGCCGAGCUUGUCGCCAUGUACCUUAGCUGCGAGUUUCCUGUCCUCAAGAUCUUCGGCUUUGGUGACGGUACCUUGGAUAUCGAUGGCCAGGCUGGCGACGUUUUGUACGCGUCCUACCUCUCCAUGGCCCGCGCCGGUCUCGCCUCUAUCGAGCUUUGGGAUCCAAAGAGCCAGAAGUGGGGACAGGCUCACAGCCAAGCCCGUUUCUCUAUCCUCAAGUGCUUCCUGGACGCAGGCGACGACUUCUGCAAGCUCCACUACACAAAGGACGAUCUCUCCGAUCUAACCAUUCACCUUGAUCGGUCCAAGAUUCUAACUACUGGUCGCAAUGCCGUGGCUGACUACCUUCGGAAAAUUCACAUCUACAAGUCUACGGCCGACGUUGAGACGGGCACAAAGUUUUACACCGACAUGACAACAGUCGGCCUAGAUUUCUGGGGUACCAAGGUUCGCAAUGUUGUCCUUGACAAGAAGCAACCGCGCAAGGUGUUUGUUCAGGCAAACACCACCUUGGACGAGGCUACUGGAAAGGUGUCUAUCAAGCACUAUGACGCCAGCCUUGUUGGCAUAAUCCAAAGCUGGGCAGACAGAAGCUUGUGA
This is a messenger RNA of Ustilaginoidea virens, 2124 nucleotides long. RefSeq lists its product as uncharacterized. Gene Ontology annotation, molecular function: dipeptidyl-peptidase activity; metalloexopeptidase activity. Gene Ontology annotation, cellular component: cytoplasm. Bases 1 to 2124 code for a protein of 707 amino acids. Gene Ontology annotation, biological process: proteolysis. NCBI's taxonomy places the organism in Eukaryota, Fungi, Ascomycota, Sordariomycetes, Hypocreales, Clavicipitaceae. The transcript has 3 exons. The record is from RefSeq and is a predicted model, not a curated record.